Messenger RNA from Dentiscutata erythropus, 1596 nucleotides. NCBI's taxonomy places the organism in Eukaryota, Fungi, Glomeromycota, Glomeromycetes, Diversisporales, Gigasporaceae. The record is from the annotation of a GenBank genome assembly.
AUGUUCGAGGAAAAUUUAUUUAAUAUGAGGAAAAUCCAACUUUUGAUUACGAUGGUUUUCGAAUCUAAACACCCAAAAAUACAAAUUCCUCAAGAAGGAAUUUAUCAAUAUAUGACUAGCAAUCCUGAAAAAAUUCCUGAUAAUAAGGUUAUUUAUAUAGAUGGGAUUACUGGUAAAACUAUUACUUACGGCGAAUUUAAACAUGAAUCGAAAAAAUUUGCUGCAGGAUUGCAAGAUAAAUUGGAAUUUAAACGUGGAAAAGUAACGACUGCUAAUCCGAAAUACAGAGCAACUGAAUUAUCAUAUCAACUAACCGAUUCAGGUGCAUCUGUUCUGAUCGUGCAUCCAGAAUUUCUUGAAACCGCUAUUGAAGCUUCAAUUGAGGCAAAAAUUCCCUCAUCCAGAGUAUUAUUGUUUGGUGAUGAAGAAAUAAAAGGGUACAAGCCUUAUCGCUCUGUUUUAAUCGGUGAUCGUGAAAUUGAGCCGGUUUCUUACACUCCCGAAGAAGCAAGAACAACGACUGCUUAUUUACCUUAUAGUUCUGGUACAACCGGAAAGCAAAAAGGUGUCGAACUUACUCACACAAACAUAAAUGUUAAUUUAGCUCAAUUAAUCGGUAGUAAUUGUGGCCUUGGUCCACACAGUAUAUUUAUGGGACUGUUACCAUUUUUCCACAUUUAUGCAUUAACUUGCAUCCUUCAUGGGACCUUAAUUCAUGGUGCUACAACUAUCAUUCUUCCAUGCUUCAAUGUGGAAACAUUUUGUGAAGCGAUUCAAAAAUAUAGGAUCAAUCAAAUUCAUGCUGUUCCGCCAAUUAUCCUUAAACUUGUCAAUGACCCUGUAGUUCAAAAUUUUGAUAUAUCAAGUGUGAAUUUGAUCUUAAGUGCGGCAGCACCGUUAAGUGAUGAAUUAGAAAAAAAGUUUAAUGAGAUGUAUAAAGUGCCGAUUUUGCAAGCUUAUGGUCUUACUGAAACGUCUCCGAUAUUGCAUUAUCCUGAUACAAAGAACAUAAAUAAUUCAGUUCCAGGUUCUAUUGGAUAUCUUCUUCCGAAUGUGAAAGCUAAAAUAUUGUCAGAAAGUGGUGAUGAAUUGGGAUAUAAUGAACCUGGAGAAAUGUGGGUUCAUGGCCCAAAUGUUAUGAAAGGUUAUCUUAAUAAUAAAGAAGCUACAAAUGCCGUCUUUGACAAAGAUGGAUUUUUUAAUACGGGAGAUAUUGCAUGUGUUGACGAACAAGGGAACUUUUUUAUUGUUGAUCGAAAAAAAGAGUUAAUCAAAUACAAAGGUUUUCAAGUGGCACCUGCUGAAUUAGAAGCAGUUCUGCUUACACAUGAUGCAGUAUCAGAUACUGCUGUAAUAGGAUAUUAUUCUGAAGAAGAAGCAACCGAAUUACCUAUAGCAUAUGUCACAGUUAAACAUGGAUAUGAGCAAUCUCAAGCUUUAGCGAAGGAAAUUCAAUCUUUUGUAGGUGGAAAAGUUGCGCCACAUAAAAAAUUAAGAGGUGGUAUAUUAUUUAUUAAUAAAAUUCCGAAAAGUGAUUCUGGUAAAAUUCUAAGAAGGUUAUUGAGAGAAAAAUUAAAGAAUGAAAAAAUGAAUUAA